Molecule: messenger RNA, 566 nt
Organism: Brassica oleracea var. oleracea
Lineage: Eukaryota; Viridiplantae; Streptophyta; Magnoliopsida; Brassicales; Brassicaceae
Product: xaa-Pro dipeptidase-like
Exons: 3
Coding region: 137-364 (75 amino acids)
Molecular function (GO): metalloaminopeptidase activity; manganese ion binding
Source: RefSeq, a predicted model, not a curated record
AUUUGAGAUUUUUUUUUAAUCUGAGGAUGAUUGAAAUCGUACUAUGAUGAUAACAGAUUAAUUGAAAUGGCUUAUGCAGGCAGGAUAGCUAUUUUGCUUACUUGUUUGGACUUUGGAGUCAGGGAGCCUGAUUUCUAUGGAGCUAUUUGGGAAAUCUAUCCUUUUUAUUCCAAGGUUGCCUGAGGAUUAUGCUGUCUGGUUAAGGGAGAUAAAGCCAUUGUCGCACUUUAAGGAAACGUAUAUGGUUGACAUGGUUUACUAUGUGGAUGAAGAGGUUAUCCAAGUCUUGAGUGAACAAUUCAAGGGAUCUGGAAAGCCCAUGUUGUAUCACAAGGAGUCGAUUCUAGUGAUUUGGAGCAAGUAGUGCCUGAUACUUAUCAAAUAUUGUGCAGGUCAAUUGUAAAUUUACAAGUGGCCAGAGUCUAAUCUACAAUGUAAGUGCCUCAUAAGAUUUGUUAAACGUGGAUGUAGUAUAGUUCUGUGCUUCUUUUUUUUCUUUCUAUUUUUGUUCACAAUUCAGAGUUUGGUGACGCUCUUGAAUCUUUAUAUCUAUCUUGGUUCUUUGA